Molecule: messenger RNA, 5597 nt
Organism: Lytechinus pictus (painted urchin)
Lineage: Eukaryota; Metazoa; Echinodermata; Echinoidea; Temnopleuroida; Toxopneustidae
Product: transcription factor Sp9-like
Exons: 2
Coding region: 608-1966 (452 amino acids)
Biological process (GO): regulation of transcription by RNA polymerase II
Molecular function (GO): RNA polymerase II cis-regulatory region sequence-specific DNA binding; DNA-binding transcription factor activity, RNA polymerase II-specific
Source: RefSeq, a predicted model, not a curated record
AUAAUUAUUUUGGUUAUAUCAAUACUUUGCCUAAUAAACCUAGGCUAGACAUACGAUGCGUGACAUGUCUCCGUGUGCUCAGCCCUUCCUCUUCACUACUGAAUAAGAAGAGUACCCUCUCCAAACACUCAACACCUACAAGCUAAAAAGCAUCUCCUAGGGAAAAGAUUGAGAUAAGGAGAGGCAAGCAAAAGUAGUGUCCUCCUUUUGCAUAGCAAUUGCCUUGACGAAGCAACAUCAGUAUACUUUAGUCCUGCUUAUAUGAUGCGGUAGCGAGCCAGGCGAGUGUUGUAAAGCACCCUGCGUGUGCACUGGCAAAUGAGGCUGGACAGGGCUGGCGUAACGGACGGGGAGGGGUGAAUGGCCGCAUCAUGGCCAACCACUCGCUCUCUUCGCAUGGUAGCUCGUGAAAUCAUUCCAGACCAUCAUCGUCAGCGGAACGGUGCUUUCCGAUCUCCGAUACUUGUAUCGCAUCAACGUUUUCGUCUGAUUUGCAUGAUGACGCUCACAGACUGGAGGAAUUGUUGCUUUUCGCCCCUCUUCAAUUGUUGAUCGAGUAUAAAGAUCUAGUUAGGAACCAUCGCGUAAAGGACGACCACCUCUAGCCAUGUUAGCCGCCACAUGUGACAGAGUCGCUGAGGGGAGUCCAGAGAGUUUCCCAGAUCCACCCAAGGCAAAAGGUUUUCAUCCCUUCAAGAGAACGACACCAAGUUCAUCUGGACUGACUAGUGAACAUGCAACAUCCAGAUUCGCCGGUAUGACGGCCCCCGGAAGUAUGCUUGGCGCAUCCUUUCCGUAUCCUCUGGCACCAAGUAGUUCACUUACCUCACCAUUUUCUGGAGAAUUAUUCUUCUCACGAAAAUCUGAACCUAGAAUCCCAAUUGCUACUGAGACACCAAAGUCAAACACCUCACCGUAUGGACACAAAACCGGGUUUAGCUCGGAGACAGAGCAUUUGGCAGGUAUCCUACCUCCUCAACUUUGUGGACAUUCUGCUUAUGAAUCGUGGCUGAAAGCGGCAACAUCUGCGUCAGUAUUAUCGCGAGAACACGGUGUUCAUGGCUUCAGUCCCGCCUUUUGGGGUUUACCGGGUGCCCAGGCUAGUUUGCUGGACCUUCAUAGCAGUGCAGGCACUCUACCUUCACAUUUUGGCAAGAUGCCAACCUGUUCAACCGCAUCAGACUGUAACGCAUUGGCUCUGAGCCAUUCAGUUUUACCAUAUCCGCCGCUUACUACUGCAAAUCCAUCUCUCUUUAGCCCAUCACAUCUGUUUCCUCCAAGUAGUUUCAACUCAUUCUUACCUCCUGGUUACGAUAUUAUGAGCCUGACAGAGAUGCGAUCCUCCUUCUUUGGACCAGCUGGACUCGGACUUUCACUGUCAAGAGCAAGUCGCCGUUACAGCGGCAGGGCAACUUGCGAUUGUCCGAACUGUCAGGAAAAUGAACGGUUAGCCGCAGCCGGUCAACCCAUACGAAAGAAAAAUAUCCACAGUUGUCACAUUCCGGGGUGUGGUAAGAUUUAUGGGAAGACAUCGCACCUGAAGGCGCAUCUUCGAUGGCAUACGGGUGAACGUCCCUUCGUAUGUAACUGGCUUUUCUGCGGUAAGCGUUUCACCCGGUCCGAUGAGCUCCAACGUCAUCUUCGUACGCAUACAGGAGAGAAGCGGUUUGCUUGCCCAACGUGUAACAAACGCUUCAUGCGAAGCGAUCACCUUAGCAAGCACGUCAAAACCCAUCAGAACAAUAACAACAACAGUGGAAAUGCCAACAGCGGUAAUGCCUCUAGCAAAGCAGCGGGAGAAACAGGAAAGAUAUCACCGAUUAAGAAGUUAGCAAGUGUCGGUAGCAGCGAAGCGGAAUCGAGCCCUAGCGGUACAGAGGGGUCACCGUCACCGGCGUCUACUGGACCGGGACCAAUCAGCAUGUCCGUUCCACAGUCAGCUGCCCUCAAAAUAGCAACACCAUAGCAGUAUACAAUAAAUUGGACUUUUGAAUUCAAAUGACUCCUCAGUGUAUUAUAGACUUGGAGUAUGAUGUGAAACAAUUAUCCUUUUUAGUGUUUAAAACUAAUAGAUACAUCUGGCAUCAAUAAGAGCUGCAAGGCUGCCAAAAAAAUCAGAGAUUGUUGUGGAAUCACCUUUCCAAGGUUUUCUAUGGAAUCCUAUGAUUUUUAAUCAGAAUUUCUACCAUUCCAUUCCCCUGAAAACACACUCAAUGGCACUUUUUAUUCAUAUGAAUAUUAUUUUAAUGUAAUUAUGAUUAUUCUUCUUGCAUAAGAAGUCAUCAAACAGCUGGAAGUAUAGCAGUUUUUUAUCAUAUUUAUUCGGGGAACCAUUCCUCUUAUUUUCUAUCCUGCAAUAUUAAUAUUUGAUAUUGUUAAAAAAAAAUGUUUAGAGUAUCCCAGUGCAUUACGCAACAACACCAACAACUCCAUGACACGACCUCAAGGUCUGUUAUCUAUAAACAAGCACAAUCCAUAUCGACAUAUUUGAAAUUGAUUCUAUGUACUAGCAUAUUUCAAAUCAUUACCGUAUAUCAUGUACAGUUGCCUGGUCGUACAUCAUUUUCAUUCAGUAAGAUAUUAAUUUUCUCUCUUUCUAAAGUAUGAGGUCUUAUUGCGAGAAAAUAAAAAUUGUUAUAUGUUUUGGUAUUCUUUCAUCUCUUUUCAGGAAAUUUAAGAUGCUUCAUCCUGAAAGGAUGUUUUUUUAAGUACUUUGAUCCUACAAAAAGUUCUAUAAAAUCGUUUCGAUUUUUUUAACGCCACAGUUUCCAUAAAAUUCUCCUGAAAUGGGUUUUAUUAUAUUGAUGAAAUAGUAAUUAUGGACGAGAAUAACCUUGUGUAAUACUAACUUUUAUGCAGUUUACAACAAAAACGUUACUAUGAUUUUCUAUGCAUUGCUUAUAAAAACUGGAGCGAUUCUCUACUCACCUUAAACCGUCAUAUACUUCCUAAAUGCUUAUCUGUUUUAAAGUGGGAAGAGAAAGAUCCUUUAAAACGGAAUAAUAUCCACCGUUAGUCGGUGAUUGAAAUCUUUUUUUUUUUAAUGAAGAAAGCGUCAUACUCUAUUAUUUGUUCGGGAGAGAUAAACUGUCCUGAUAAAAUCUGAAUAAUACCAUAUUGUGUGGACGGGAAGGGUCUGAUGAAGAUUUAGGAAUAUUACAUUUGAUUUGCCUCACCAAUGAAUCUUUGGAUUAUGUGGUGCUCCUAAAAGAGAAGAUGCAAGCUUUCAUUCGGGGUAUCGACUAUCAUUAACCAGGUUAACACCGGAUCCUUCCCGAUCGACUUUUUCUUCCGUCAAGAUGAGCGCCUUAAGAAAAGAUAAUACCUUACUUGACAGUGAGAAUAUCAAAAAAAAGAAUAGCCAUUAUCAACCCUCCCAAUAUGGCGAUAAUGGCUACUUUCUAACACCCCUGUUCUGAAACAUAAGGAUAAAGAUGGCAUUAUUGUAGGCCGACUCGAUUUGGCGGGGGUUAAACGAUAAGCCAUGCCUUGCGUCUUUACGUUCAAGUCUCCAAAUGUCAGGAGAGUUUGAACGGCUGUUUUUCUCGCGCGUAGCCGUAUAGGAAAUGAGAAGAAAGGUAGAGAAGGAGGAGAGAGAAACGGAAAGAAGAAAGGACACAAGAGGGAACGAUAGAGGUUUUAGAAAAUGGCAGGCGAGAAAAAAAUAUGGUGUAGUUAAUAAAGACGUAUGGUUGAGAAGACGCGAGAUGACAGCGAGGGGUUAUUGCGCGUUUAGUAGAUACCCUGUGUCGUGAAUUCUGGUGAAGUCUUUCCAACAAAUUAACCCAGGGCGAGGAGCUCGAGCUUGAGAAACGGUAGCUAACUACAGCCAAAGUCGCGUUUAGCAGCAUAGAAACACUUUCAUGACCUGUUCAGAUUGUUCAGGUAUAUAUUGUCCAGUGUUUUUAGCUACUUUAGGAUGUUUCUACCGUAUUCGUUCAAGCGAUGGGUUGUAGGCCUACUGCUUUUGGAAUAUAACCCACACGAGUUCCUGCUCUCUGAUUUUCGCUCCGCCAUGAUUUCUCUCUUAUUAUAUGUAUAUAUAUUGACCUAUGUUUUAAUUUCUCUUUCCCCCUCUUCCAUUCUGUCUGUCUGCCUGUCUAUCCUUACGACAUUGCCAACUUCUCUCUUUUGGCUUCAUCAUCCAUCUACAAUUAAGAAAAAUUCGGAUUUGAAUAACGUGCUUGGCGAUAAUACUUUCAUCUUGCUGUAUAGCCUCAGAUCUAUCUUUUGGAUCAAAAAUGCGUUGCCACUUGACAUAGUGUCACCAGCGUGAUGAAUGGGUGUAAGAUUUUCUUGUUUUCAAAUGGCGUCCAUUAGUCCCGACCACUCAUUUUGUCGAUGAUAUAAGGGUAAAUUAAACGUCUAUAAAACAGUUCUCUGGUUUGUUUCAGUGACCUCUAAUGAUGCCGUAUUUAUUAUUCAAUGAUAUGUUUUCUUGUUAUUUGAUCUUUACAAAGGUUAUGGGUCUGUGAAUUCCAAAUACUUUUCAGCAUGUUUUUUCCCGAAUUCCGUAGAACUUUACUUGUUUGGUUGUAUCAUAUUCCCUCAAGUCAGCAUCGACAGCCUUGUAAUCUUUAACUUUUAUUUACCAUAUAUCAUUUCAGAUAUUUUUUUAUAUUUUGAAUGGCCCUUUUCUUUCAAUAUGCUCUACAGUAUUACCAUAACCAUUAACAGGAGAGAGAAUGUCUUCUAAAUAUUAACUUCGAUAUCAUACCGAAUCAUAUGGAAGCCCUGAGCAGGAUUAUGAUGAAAUGGUAAAUCUUCGACUUAUGUCACUUAAUAAUGGCAAUAUAUUGAUUAAACCUUUAUAACAAGAAAAUGUAUUCAAUUCCUUAUAUCUUCAAUCUCAUCUCGUGGUAUUUGACAUUGAUUUAAAGAUAUAUCUUAUAUUUAUGAGACAAUUUUAUUUUUCAUGUUGUAUCUUGCCGUAUGCCUUGAUCUGAUUUCAUUUGUAUUUUGUUUAUGGUAAACAGGGGUAUAACGAUUUUUGGCAUGAUAGUGUAGAAAAGACGAACAGAAAAUUUGCUGUGAUUAAUUUAUAUGUUCAUGUGCUGGUGUAACCUGAUCAUGUAAUUAUUUUCAAAUGAAAUUGUCACGUGGUUUCCUUAAUGCUAAGUCAUCUGCUUUGCAUGUAGAUGAUAUUCAAAAAUUGAUUUUCACCAAUUUAUAUUCUGAAAUAUUACCAAAAAUACUACUCAUAUCAAUUAUCUAUAUAUAUAUGAUUGGACAUAUUUAAUGGCGUUUUAGGCCUAUUUGUCUGACAAAGGAUAUGAUAACGAAGGGUUUUCUUAUGUACAUAUGCUGUGAAAUAGUUGAAUAUAUUAUUAUGCUAUUGGACUGUAUCUCUUGCGUUUUUUCUUCGUAAGUUUGGGUGUAAUAUAUGAUGGAAUUGUAUCUAGAAAUAAGAUUUGAUGUUGUACAAAAUGUCUAUUGUGAUAUAUAUACCGAGCUUCAGAGUUAAAAGAGAUUUUUGCCGUUCUAAACGGGUAUUCCGGGGAUGUAUUGAUAACAAUUCGAAUUGAUUGAGUAAUUUUUUUCUGUGUUGUGAAAAUAUAUGUCUACGGAGUAAAAUGAAAUUAUAACAUGAAAAUGAA